UCUUCCGGUCUCAUUUGAGAAACACCACAGUAAAGGAGAGCUGCGUUCUGUGUCCAAUUCUUCUCGACCGUCAUGUCUUACACGGCCGGGUCUUAUAUGGCCAAGUCCUAUGCGGACAAAUCCUAUGGGGGCAGUGCAUACACGGGCUAUCCGGAUGAGAAGUCGGCGAAGGAAAUGUACGAGGAGCAGCUGAAGACCGAGAAGAGGAAGAGACGGGAAUCCAUGUGCUGUGAGGUGGUGGCGCUGGUCAUAGGCUUUCUUGGACUGAUCGGCGUUGCCGCCGUCACGGGCCUCCCGAUGUGGAAGGUGACGGCGUUCAUCCAGGAGAACAUCAUCGUGAUGGAGACACGUUGGGAGGGCUUGUGGAUGAACUGCUUCCGGCAAGCCAACAUCCGUAUGCAGUGCAAAGUCUAUGAUUCUUUGCUGUUUCUUCCAUCCGACCUCCAGGCUGCCAGGGGUCUCAUGUGCACCUCCGUCGCUUUGUCUGCCUUCGCCUGCAUCGUGUCAGCCGUAGGAAUGCGCUGUACCCGUCUGGUGGACUCCCGUCCCAAGACCAAGCACAUUGUUUUGGUGAGUGGAGGGUGUUUGUUCCUUGCUGGCUGCUUGACCACCAUCAUUCCUGUGUCGUGGACGGCUCACGUGAUCAUCCAGGACUUCUACAACCCCUUGUUGAUCGACGCCCAACGCAGAGAGCUCGGGGAGGCCCUCUACAUCGGAUGGGUCACUUCGGCUUUGCUCUUCAGUGCCGGGGUGAUUCUGCUCUGUCGACAUGCACCACGGACACAGGACAAAAUGGACAUGGCUGCUGUGAUGUACCGUGCCGGAUCGGCCCCAUAUAACUACUCCUACGGGCCCGGAUAUGGAUACCAGCCUGCAUACGGAUACCAACCCGCAUAUAACUAUCAACCGACCUAUUCUCCCAUCCCGACGAUCUAUAACCCGCCAAGAGUCUGAAACACACAGUGAGUGCUGCACUUUACCACUAAAAUCUCCCAUAGAGACUCUGGUGCAGAAAGAACUUGAAUUGGGAACGAUCUGCAUUAACAUUCAGAAGGAAACAGGACUGAUGGAGCCUCUUUGUUGAUCACAUAUGACUGUAUAUGUGAUGCUUGAUUUUGAAUGCAUUUCCUUCUUGCCUAUAUUAUAAAAGACUGUUCAUAAUUUACAUUUGUACAAAAAUAAGAUGAAAUGUGCUAAAUUUAAAAACAGCAACAUGGGAUAUGUCCACACAGCAUUUAAAUGAUUUAAUGUUGACUCUUUUUUUUCACUUUGUACAUUUUUAAAGCACUGGUUUGACUUAAGUUGUAUUGUAUUGUAAAAAGAUAAAAGAAAUAAAUAAAUGUGUAAAAAGAAUACUA
This is a messenger RNA of Ctenopharyngodon idella (grass carp), 1358 nucleotides long. RefSeq names its product claudin-4-like. The transcript has a single exon. Gene Ontology annotation, molecular function: structural molecule activity. Gene Ontology annotation, biological process: bicellular tight junction assembly; cell adhesion. Bases 73 to 954 code for a protein of 293 amino acids. Lineage: Eukaryota; Metazoa; Chordata; Actinopteri; Cypriniformes; Xenocyprididae. The record is from RefSeq and is a predicted model, not a curated record. Gene Ontology annotation, cellular component: plasma membrane; bicellular tight junction.